UCUGAGGGGAAGUUUGGCCGCCGCCGCCGCCGCCGCGGGCCCCGUGAGGAGGAGCCGCCGCCGGGAGCGCGGUCCCGGCACCGCCGCGCCGCCAUGGGCAACCGGGGCAUGGAGGAGCUCAUCCCGCUGGUCAACAAGCUGCAAGACGCCUUCAGCUCCAUCGGGCAGAGCUGCCACCUCGACCUGCCGCAGAUCGCCGUGGUGGGCGGGCAAAGCGCCGGCAAGAGCUCGGUGCUCGAGAACUUCGUGGGCCGGGAUUUCCUUCCCCGUGGCUCUGGAAUUGUCACUCGUCGGCCUCUCAUCCUGCAGCUCAUCUUCUCCAAGACGGAAUAUGCCGAGUUCCUGCACUGCAAAUCCAAGAAAUUCACGGAUUUCGACGAGGUGCGGCAGGAGAUCGAGGCGGAGACCGACCGGGUGACAGGCACCAACAAGGGCAUCUCCCCCGUGCCCAUCAACCUGCGCGUGUACUCCCCACACGUGCUGAACCUGACGCUGAUCGACCUCCCGGGGAUCACCAAGGUGCCGGUGGGGGAUCAGCCGCAGGACAUCGAGUUCCAGAUCCGGGACAUGAUCCUGCAGUUCAUCAGCCGGGAGAGCAGCCUCAUCCUGGCUGUCACGCCGGCCAACAUGGACCUGGCCAACUCGGACGCGCUCAAGAUGGCCAAGGAAGUGGAUCCGCAGGGCCUGCGGACCAUCGGGGUCAUCACCAAGCUGGACCUGAUGGACGAAGGCACCGACGCCCGGGACGUGCUGGAGAACAAACUGCUGCCCCUGCGGAGAGGAUACAUCGGGGUGGUCAACCGGAGCCAGAAGGACAUCGAUGGCAAGAAGGACAUCCGGGCCGCGCUGGCGGCCGAGCGCAAGUUCUUCCUGUCGCACCCGGCCUACCGGCACAUGGCCGAGCGCAUGGGCACCCCGCACCUCCAGAGGGUCCUCAACCAGCAACUCACCAACCACAUCCGGGAGACGCUGCCCUCGCUGCGGAGCAAGCUCCAGAGCCAGCUGCUCUCCCUGGAGAAGGAGGUGGAGGAGUACAAGAACUUCCGCCCCGACGACCCCGCGCGGAAAACCAAAGCCCUGCUGCAGAUGGUGCAGCAGUUUGGGCUGGACUUUGAGAAGCGGAUCGAGGGUUCAGGAGACCAGGUAGACACCCUGGAGCUCUCCGGGGGCGCCAGGAUCAACCGGAUUUUCCACGAGAGGUUCCCUUUUGAGCUUGUGAAGAUGGAAUUUGACGAGAAGGAUUUGAGGCGGGAGAUCAGCUACGCCAUCAAGAACAUCCAUGGGGUGAGGACGGGGCUGUUCACGCCGGACCUGGCGUUCGAGGCCAUUGUGAAGAAGCAGGUGGUGAAGCUGAAGGAGCCGUGCCUGAAAUGCGUGGAUUUGGUGAUCCAGGAGCUCAUCAACACCGUGCGCCAGUGCACCAGUAAGCUCGGUUCCUACCCCAGGUUGCGGGAGGAGACGGAGCGGAUCGUCACCACCCACAUCCGCGAGCAGGAGGGCAAGACCAAGGACCAGAUCCUGCUGCUCAUCGACAUCGAGCUCUCCUACAUCAACACCAACCACGAGGAUUUCAUCGGAUUUGCCAACUGUUUCACUGAGCAGCACGUGGUGACCGGCGCGCAGCAGCGGAACACACAGACCAACAAGAAGAGAGCGAUCCCGAACCAGGGGGAGAUCCUGGUGAUCCGCAGGGGCUGGCUCACCAUCAACAACAUCAGCAUCAUGAAGGGCGGCUCCAAGGAGUACUGGUUCGUGCUCACGGCCGAGUCGCUGUCCUGGUACAAGGACGAGGAGGAGAAGGAGAAGAAGUACAUGUUGCCUUUGGAUAAUCUGAAAAUCAGGGAUGUGGAGAAGGGAUUCAUGUCCAACAAACACGUCUUCGCCAUCUUCAACACGGAGCAGAGGAACGUGUACAAGGACCUGCGGCAGAUCGAGCUGGCCUGUGACUCCCAGGAAGACGUGGACAGCUGGAAAGCCUCCUUCCUCCGGGCGGGAGUUUAUCCCGAGAAAGACCAAACGGAGAGCGAGGACGGGGCUCAGGAAAACACCUUUUCCAUGGAUCCGCAGCUGGAGCGGCAGGUGGAGACCAUCCGGAACCUCGUGGAUUCCUACGUCGCGAUCAUCAACAAAUCCAUCCGGGACCUCAUGCCAAAGACCAUCAUGCACCUCAUGAUCAACAAUACCAAGGAUUUCAUCCUCUCGGAGCUCCUGGCGUUCCUGUACUCCUCAUCCGACCAGAACAGCCUGAUGGAGGAGUCGGCGGAGCAGGCGCAGCGCCGGGACGAGAUGCUGCGCAUGUACCACGCGCUCAAGGAGGCGCUGGGCAUCAUCGGCGACAUCAGCACCAGCACCGUGUCCACGCCUGUGCCCCCGCCCGUGGACGACACCUGGCUGCAGCCUGGCGCCGGACACAGCCCCCCCCCGCAGCGCCGGCCACCCUCGGCUCUGCUCCCUCCGGGCCGCCCUCCCUCGCUCCGGGCCCCGGCUCCGGGGCCGCCGCCGCUGCUGCCGCUGCCCGGGGGGGGCCCGCCCGCCUUCACCGCGCCCCCGAUCCCGUCCCGCCUCGGCCCCUUCGCCGCCGCCAGCGACCCCUUCACGGCCCCGCCCCAGAUCCCCGCCCGGCCCGCGCGGAUCCCGCCCGGGAUCCCACCGGGAGUACCCAGGAGACCCCCGGCAGCCCCGAGCCGCCCGACCAUCAUCCGCCCGGCCGAGCCGUCCCUGCUGGAUUAACCCCGGAGCUGCCGGGGAUCCGCGGGAUCCGCCCCCCCGCCGCCGCCGCCGCCGCCCUCGGAACGGGGGAGAACGGGGGAAAAACAACCCCGAGCCCCUCGCAGCCCUCCCGGAACCCCCCGGCCGAUCCCAGGGCCGAUCCCGGGGCUGAUCCCGGAUCCCGGGGCCGAUCCCGGGGCUGAUCCCGGCCGGUGGCAGCUCCAUGGCUGGUCCCAGCAGCUGAUCCUGGCAGCUCCGAGGCUGCUCCCGGAGCCCCCCCAGCCCGUCCGGGGCGCAGGCCGGGACAGUGACGGAUUUUUGGGGUGGGGGGGGAAUAUUGCACUUUGUCAGAAUUCCCGGCGCUCCCGCCGGGAUGGCCCGAGGGGGGUGAUGGUCCGAUCCCCACUCUUGCCUUCCUCCUCCUCCUCCUCCUCCUCUUCCUCCUCUUCUUCCUCCUCUCCCCCUCCCACAAGUUUUGUAUGAAUAUAUUCCCCAGAACGCCGUGGGAUUUGGGGAUUCUCCCCCAGACCCGCCCACGGCUCCUCCCCUGCCGCAGCCCAGGUUUGGGGGUUUUUUUUUUAGAGCUUCGGGGUUUUUAGAGGUGGGGAAAAUACUGGAAUUCCCAGAGGGAUUCACUAAUGAACCCAAUUCCCGGUCGGUCCGCGAACCUCAGGAAUUUCCUCUCGGGAAUAACCCCGCGGAGGAGGAGGAGGAGGAGGAGGAGGAAGCCGCGACCCCCCAGGCUCCGUUAUCCCGGGAAGCCGCAGCGUCCCGGGGCAGGGGGAGGGGGGAUCCGUAUCCAUGGGGAAUUCCCGGAGCGAGGAGGGGGGGGUUUGCUCUGGAAGCAUCUCCCCCUUCUCUCCCCCCGUGUUCCCAAUCCCGCUCCGCCGGCUCCGGCUGGGAGCCGAGGUUGUAAAUAUUUUUACAGACUUGUAUUAAUUGUAUAAAAAAAAAAAGGAAAAAAAAAACAAAACAAAAAACCCAAAAAAAACCAAAACCAGGAAAAAAAAAAAAGAAAAAAACAAAAAAAAACAAAAACAAAACUUCCCGGCCCAGCAAUAAUAUGGAUUUUUCCAACCCCCCCCGGCCCCGGUGCCUUAACGACCCCCCGGCUCGGGGGGGCCAAUUAAUCCAUUAACGAGCCGGGGGCGGUUUUGGGGGGGCGGCUCCGGCCCCCCCCGGGGGUCCCCCCGAAGUGCCUCCGCUCCGCGUCCCAUUAAUGAACUAAAAACCGGCAAAAAAAUCCAAAUAAAGGGAAAAAAAAAUCAAAA
Molecule: messenger RNA, 3980 nt
Organism: Corvus hawaiiensis (hawaiian crow)
Lineage: Eukaryota; Metazoa; Chordata; Aves; Passeriformes; Corvidae
Gene: DNM2
Product: dynamin 2
Exons: 22
Coding region: 94-2730 (878 amino acids)
Cellular component (GO): microtubule; membrane; cytoplasm
Molecular function (GO): microtubule binding; GTPase activity; GTP binding
Source: RefSeq, a predicted model, not a curated record